Messenger RNA from Phalaenopsis equestris, 1504 nucleotides. RefSeq names its product leucine-rich repeat receptor-like protein kinase PEPR1. Bases 77 to 1429 code for a protein of 450 amino acids. The transcript has 2 exons. The record is from RefSeq and is a predicted model, not a curated record. Gene Ontology annotation, molecular function: protein binding. NCBI's taxonomy places the organism in Eukaryota, Viridiplantae, Streptophyta, Magnoliopsida, Asparagales, Orchidaceae.
AAUUUGGGUGGUAUAUUUGUAAAUGCCGUCCUUUAUUUAUUCUCCAUUGCCUUCUUCCUAGCCGAACCCACUACCAAUGCUGCACUCCCUGUACUUCUUCCUCCUCUUCCCAUUGCUCCUUUCUUCAUCCCCCUCCCUCCCAUCUUCCGCUUCCCCUUCCGCUUCCCCUCUCCUCCCCUUCCUUCGAACACUUUCUCUCCCUCCACCGUGGAACGAAACUCUCCCUCCAUGCCGUUUGCCCGGCGUUUCGUGCACCACCGCAGGCGACAUCGUUGCCCUCAACCUCUCUGGCCUCAGCAUCUCCACGCCUCUGUCGGCCGCCGCACAACACCUCGUUCUUCUCCCCUCCCUCCGCUCUCUCGAUCUCUCCCUUAACCACCUCACCGGCAACAUUCCCUCUUCCCUCUUCCUCUCCCUUCGCCUUCGCUACCUCCACCUCGGCCAAAACUUCCUCAGCGGCCCCAUUCCCAAAGAAAUCUCCUUUUCCAUUGAUCUGGAGUACCUCUAUCUGUACAAGAAUUUACUCACCGGUGAUAUCCCGCCAGAGCUUACUCUCCUUCCGAAUCUCAGGUAUCUUUAUCUUAAUGAAAACAAUCUCACCGGGGGACUGCCGAAUUUUCCUUCUCAUUGCUCCGUCUCUGUGCUCUACCUCCAUUGGAACUUUCUCUCGGGCCCGAUUCCUACGAGUUUGUUCAACUGCCAUGAUCUAACCGAGCUUGUUCUCUCCUUUAAUCGUUUUGAAGGAUCGGUGCCUGACUUGUUUGAUGAAAUGUCCGGGCUCGAGCUUCUUUAUCUCGAUGACAAUGGUUUUGUGGGUGAAAUACCCAGGAGUUUGGGGAAGCUUGGGAAUUUGACCUCAGCGAUGCUUUCUAAGAAUCAUUUCAUUGGAAGCGUGCCUGGAGAGAUUGGAGGUUGCCGUGCACUGAAAUCCCUCAAUGUUUGGGGGAACCACCUCUCUGGGACGAUUCCAUCACAAUUAGGGAAGUUAGGCAGUCUGAAGUCUUUUAGUUUAGCAGAUAAUCAGCUCGUUGGUCCUCUGCCUGCGCAGAUUGGCAACUGCAGCUCUUUGGAAGAGCUUGAGCUCCAGGACAAUCUCAUUGCUGGUCCGAUUCCCUCAGAGCUCGCCAAGCUCAAGAACCUAAAAAAGCUCUGGCUUUUUAAUAAUCUGCUUGAGGGAACAAUACCUCCUGAGAUAGGGAAGUUGAGAGCUCUUUGGAAUUUGCAGCUUUAUAACAAUCGCUUGACGGGAACCAUUCCUUCAGAGAUUACUCAGCUGCAGAAACUUCAAUGCCUCUCACUAGCCCACAAUAAUCUCACUGGACAGCUGCCUUCGGACCUUGGGAGAAGCACUGAGAGUGGUUUGAUCAAGCUGGACUUGACAGGAAAUCAUUUCUAUGGCCCAAUUCCUUCUGGACUCUGCUCAGGUUGACCGGCACAAUACCUCCCCAACUGGCUAACUGCGUAGAGCUUCUUACGUUCAACAUCAGCCAGAAUCUUGUUUCAG